Trichomonas vaginalis G3 is the source of this 2985-nucleotide messenger RNA. RefSeq names its product A-type inclusion protein-related family. The record is from RefSeq and is a predicted model, not a curated record. The transcript has a single exon. The coding region runs from base 1 to 2985 and encodes 994 amino acids. NCBI's taxonomy places the organism in Eukaryota, Parabasalia, Trichomonadida, Trichomonadidae.
AUGCAAGUGGGCGACGACUCCUCUUUUGACGAAGAGGGUAGUCAAAACAAUCUGCGUACUUUAAAUGAUAGGCUUCGAAUACUUACAAAUGAAAAUAAAGCACUAACGGAACGAAAUAAAGAAUUAGAGGAUAAAUUAGUCAAUCAAAGAGAAGAAUUCUUAGAAAUCUCACGUACUAACCAAAGACUUCAAACAAAGAAUCAAGGACUUGAAAUGAAAGUCGAAUCUCUUGAAUCUAAAGUCAAAGCUUUAAAUGAAGAGAUGCAAACUGGAUCUUCUUUUAUUAAAAAGCGCGAUUUAGAAAUAGCUGACUUAAAAGCUCGUAUAAGAGCAAUUGAAUCCUUAGGUUUAAAGCAUCGUCAAGAUUUUAUUACGUAUUUAGCAGAAAAAAAGAAGCUUUCUGAUCAAAAUUUGCAAUUACAAGCACAUAUCAAAGAUUUAGAUACUGCUAUUCAAGAUUUAAUACAACAAAACCAACAAAUUUCGAAAUCUUUAUCAAAUGCACAAGAGCAAAAUAGGCAAUUACAAAUUGAAAUUGAUCAAGAACAAAGAAUGGUCAUGAUUCUUGAGCAAGAAGUUUCAAAAGCUCGAAAUCUUGAUAAAACAUUGAGUCAAACACAGCAAAGAGAUCUAGGAUCAAUGCAAUCACUUGCUGACGUUCAGAAGCAGCUUAUUAUAUCUAGAAAUCAAGUCAAAGAACUACAGAUUAAGUGUGAAAAAUUGCAACAAUUUGAAGAAAAGGCUGCAAAACUUGAAAUCACAGUUCAACAGUAUAGAAAGCAUGUACAGAAGCUUAAGAAGGAAAUUGAAGAUAAAGAAAUGGAAUUAGAGCCAUAUCGCGACAGAUCAGAAAGAUUUGUCUUCCAAAUUGAUGAGUUACGUGAAAAGAAUCGUAUAACAACAGAAUAUGCUGAAAAGCAAAUACAAAUGCUUAAUGACGAGAUCAUUCAACAGUCGAAACGAAUUGAUGAAAUCACAAAUGAUAAUGUAAACAAGGAAAUUGAAGUAGAAAAUAUAAAGAAGGAGAAUGAAGAACUUAGAAAUCAGAUCACCAAUUAUGAAAAUGGUACAAUUGGCCUUGCAGAAGCUGCUGCUCAAGCUAGACAAUUAAAGACUUUAGUUUCCGUUAGAGAUGCUUUCAUUGCUGACCUUGUAAAUCAGAUCAAUAUAUUUGAAAGAAUCAUUGUAACAAUAGAACCAUACUUACCUCCAAACUUUGACUUCAACGCAUUUUAUAAUGAAGUAUUAGAAAACCAAGCUCAUGAUAUUCAGCGUAGAACUGAACGUAAAGCACUUGAAAUCCUUCAAGCAACCCUCGCACAGCAUAAAAACAAGCCAAUUAGUGAAGUUAAGAUCGUUGUUGGCGGAGAUGGCGGUAAACAGAGGGCUACAGUCUUCUCAAAGCCUGGAGGCUUCAGUAGGACCAAUACUCAAGAGAUUGAUUCUGAUUCUUACGAUGAAGAAGAAUCUGAUUAUGAUUAUGAGGAAGAUAGUCAAGAUAACGAGCCAUCGCUUGCUGAUAAAGUUAAAGGAUCGAAGCUUAUGCGUGUAAUGAGCUUCACAAAAGAUAAACCACAGCAAAAGACAAUGAAUAUCACUGAAGGACAAGUUACUCCAAGAAAAGGUGACGGACAAGCAAAGAAACAGACUAAGACUAAAGCAGUUCAAACAGAUCCUGUCGAGCCAUUUGAUCCAUACGAACAUCCUCCAUUUAGUAAAGAAGACAUGGAUGAAUGGGCAAGAACUUUACAAGAGAAGUAUAUCGAAUUAAAAGAAUUACUUCGUCGGUUGAAGAGCGAAAACAACCAACUUAAAGAACAGAAUGAUCUUUAUUCGAAGCAGAAUGCUGAUUUGACAUUGAAGAAUAGUGAUCUUAAUCAAGAACUCAAUGCACUAUCUAAAGAUCAAAACAAUAGAAAUUCUGGAACACAAAAUAUCAACAGAACUCCAAAGAGUGCAAAACUUACUCAAACAGAAGGUUUGUUCCUUUCUUUGGAUAUCUCAAGACCUGUGUUUUACUCGAAGUUCGAUACUAUUGGACCAUUAGUUGUUGCAGGUGAAUUAGCUUAUCCAAGUGAUGAUUUGAUGUUUGUUUUGUCUCAACGUGAAAUUGAUGAAAAUAAUUUACUCGAUAACUUGAAGCAAUUAAACAUCAAACUAUCACAUGAUGUCGAUGAACUUAAGCGCCAGAAUAAUGAAAAAGAUAAUAGAAUUGCAGACUUAGAGAAUCUUCUUAAAGAGAGCCAAAGAACAAUCGAACUACUCCAGAAGAAACUCGAAGAUCAACGUGCAGCAUUUAAAGAGAAAUUCAUCAAUCUCAAGAAUGAAGCUGAUAGAUAUGUUGAACAAAGAGUUAAAGACGCGUUAGACUUGAGAGCUGUUCAAGAACAAAAUGGAGGGCAUUUCGGAAGAGAUGAUUUGGGAGAUGUAGCUUUGGAAUUGAAGAGAAAGAAUGCAAAGAUCCAAGAAUUGACAGAUUUGUUGAAAGAUAAAGAUGACGCAAUAAGAAUGGCUGAAGCUCAAAGAGAUGCAGCACUUAAGAAACUGAAUGAAACAUCACAAUCAUUUAGUGAAUCAACAACAACUGUUAAUGAUGAUAAAGCAAAUCCGUCAACAACAGCUGCUGAAUUUAAUAGCGAACUGAAGUUGAGAUAUACUAAACUUCAGAAGAAAUACAACGCAUUGCUUAAAGAAUAUAACUUGCUAAAGAAGCAGAAGAAUGAAGGAACAUUUUCAAGUACAGAUAAAUCAUCAUCUAAUGAGGAUAUAUUCCAAAAGGAAAUGGCAAAGAUGAAGCAAAUAAAGGCCAGGGCUGUUGCUGCUGAGCAAAAGAAUGAAGAGUUAACUCUGUUAUUAAAGAAGGCAAAUCAGACAAUCGCUCAAUUGAACGAAUUGUUGCAAAGAAAGGAAGCCAAACUUGACAGAUUACAAGAGCAAGUUUCACAGCUUAAACAGCAGAAUACUGCAUUGAUACAGAAGCAAUAA